Molecule: messenger RNA, 820 nt
Organism: Melanotaenia boesemani (Boeseman's rainbowfish)
Lineage: Eukaryota; Metazoa; Chordata; Actinopteri; Atheriniformes; Melanotaeniidae
Product: neurocan core protein-like
Exons: 5
Coding region: 47-820 (257 amino acids)
Source: RefSeq, a predicted model, not a curated record
CAAGGUAUGGGUAGGAUUACUUGCACGUACUCUGCCGUGGACUGGGAUGGACGGACAACCAGCCGAAUACUUCAACUGGAAAUUCGACGAGCCAAACGGGGGGAUUGAUGAGCUGUGUGCCACGAUGGCGUAUGAUGGAGAAUGGCAGGAUCUCACCUGCUCAUCGCAUAGACAGUCAGUCUGCUCUGAUGGAAGCCAUUACUACAUUACAGAGACUGAAAUGACUUGGAUGGACGCUGUGGCCAACUGUGAGGCCAAAAAUUCAUCUCUGGUCCAAAUCCAGAACAGCACCAUGAAUAAUGAGAUCAUGAAUCUGCUGUCCAGUGCAACAGAGGUGUGGAUCGGCUUGAACACUUCUGUAGACUGGUACUGGGCAGACACUGGAAAAUCUGCCACAUUCCUAAACUGGCAAGAGGGACAACCUGACAACCUGAGUGGAAAUGAAAGUUGUGCAGCCAUGGAGACGGAGAAUGGGACCUGGACAGAUGAGCAUGUGACGAGUUGUACUAUUUCUUCUGCAAAGAACAAGUUUACAGGGGGAGUAGGUAGCACAGCAGUCGAGACCAAAGUCCAGAAGUCAAAGCAAACUGUGGUGAAGCUGAAGAUCCAGACCAGAGUGAACAUGGAGGAUCCAGCAGCCAGUGCCAUCCUGGAGGAGCAGUGGAUUCAGCAGAAAGGCAACCAGGAGAACAACAGGACUCGCAGCCAUCAUGUGAAUGAAGAAGUAAAGCAGAAAACCUUCUUCCGUUCAGUUCAUUUCCUCUUUCUGUCAUUGCGUCAAACAGUCAUUUCUAUGAUGGACCCUCGAUACAUAGUUUAG